GUCAAACGUGUAAAAACAAAACAAAAGUGCUCCUCGUCGAGUCAACACGUACCGUCGUGAAUUCCGUAGUGAAAUCCGGAUUUGUCGCGUUAAAAUCGAAACACUAGUGACCCUUCUCGCGCCGUGAUGGGUCCGCCGAAGAAAUCUUCGAAAAAGGACCGCCCUUCGAGCAGCUCGGCCGCGGGUUCCAGCACGGGUGGCUUCGUGGAAAACAAGUGGAAGAAGCGCCGUCCGGAAGACGAUGCGUACUCGUCGCUGGCGAACGAUGAUGAUGACAGCAGCAUGGACGGGGCCGGGGGUGAAUUUGUGCCGGGAGCGGCCAGCAAGAACGCGGAGAAAAACGACGACGGAAUCGGGGAGGACGAGUACGGGGCGAAGGACUACCGGUCGCAGAUGCAGCUGAAGCCGGAUAAUGCGUCGAGGCCGCUCUGGGUCGCACCGAAUGGGCACAUAUUUCUGGAGUCGUUUUCGCCGGUGUACAAGCACGCGCAUGACUUUUUGAUUGCGAUUUCCGAGCCGGUUUGUCGUCCGGAACACAUCCACGAGUACAAGCUGACGGCGUACAGUCUGUACGCGGCCGUUUCGGUGGGGCUGCAAACGCACGAUAUCAUUGAGUAUCUGAAGCGACUCAGCAAGUGCACUGUCCCCGACGGUAUCCAGGAGUUUAUCCGCCUGUGUACGCUGUCGUACGGCAAGGUCAAGCUGGUGCUGAAGCACAACAAGUAUUUUGUGGAGAGUCCCCAUCCGGAGGUGCUGCAGAAGCUGCUGAAGGAUCCGGUGAUUCAGUCGUGCCGGUUGCGGCGAACCAACGAGGAAGGGGAAGGGUUUAUCACGCAAACCAUGGAAAAGAAGGGAAUUACGGCGUUUGGGACGACCAAGAUUGGUGCGACGACGGUGGUGCCCGCUGCGGAGGCGGAGAAACCGGCCGAGCCGGAAAAUGCUGCUCCGGUUCCGGACGACAUUACGAAAUUUUACGAUAAAAUGGACAACGAGGAAGAGGAGGAAGAGGCGAAUUUCAACACCGUUUCGUUUGAGGUGAACCAGGAGAAGAUUGAGGUGCUGCAGAAACGUUGCAUCGAGAUUGAGUUUCCACUGUUGGCGGAGUACGAUUUCCGGAAUGAUAUGAUUAACGCGGACAUUAACAUUGACUUGAAGCCGGCAGCUGUGCUGCGUCCGUAUCAGGAGAAGAGUCUGCGGAAGAUGUUUGGCAAUGGACGUGCCCGUUCGGGAGUUAUUGUGUUGCCUUGCGGUGCCGGUAAAUCUCUGGUUGGGGUUACGGCCUGUUGUACGGUGCGCAAGCGUGCCCUGGUUCUGUGCAACAGCGGAGUUUCGGUGGAACAGUGGAAGCAGCAGUUCAAGAUGUGGUCCACCGCCGAUGACAGCAUGAUCUGUCGAUUCACCUCGGAAGCCAAGGACAAACCGAUGGGUUGCGGCAUCCUGGUGACGACGUACUCCAUGAUUACGCACACCCAGAAGCGUUCCUGGGAGGCGGAACAAACGAUGCGCUGGCUGCAGGAGCAAGAGUGGGGCAUAAUGGUCCUCGAUGAGGUGCACACCAUUCCGGCCAAGAUGUUCCGUCGAGUGUUGACGAUCGUACAGUCGCACUGCAAGCUCGGACUGACCGCCACUCUGCUUCGUGAGGACGACAAGAUUGCCGACCUGAACUUUCUCAUCGGGCCGAAGCUGUACGAAGCCAACUGGUUGGAGCUGCAGAAGCGAGGCUACAUCGCCCGAGUUCAGUGCGCCGAAGUGUGGUGUCCGAUGGCUCCGGAGUUUUACCGCGAAUAUCUCGUCACGAAGACGUCCAAAAAGAUGCUGCUGUACGUAAUGAACCCGCAAAAGUUCCGCGCCUGUCAGUAUCUGAUCCGCUACCACGAGAAACGUGGCGACAAAACGAUCGUCUUCAGCGAUAACGUGUUCGCCCUCAAGCACUACGCCAUCAAGAUGAACAAACCGUACAUCUACGGCCCCACCUCUCAGAACGAGCGAAUCCAGAUCCUGCAGAACUUCAAGUUCAACCCCAAAGUGAACACCAUCUUCGUGAGUAAGGUCGCCGACACCAGUUUCGAUUUGCCCGAAGCGAACGUCCUCAUCCAGAUCUCCUCGCACGGAGGUUCCCGUCGUCAGGAGGCGCAACGUCUCGGCCGUAUUCUGCGCGCCAAAAAAGGCGCCAUCGCGGAAGAGUACAACGCGUUCUUCUACACGCUCGUCUCGCAGGACACACUCGAGAUGGGCUACUCGCGCAAGCGGCAGCGGUUCCUGGUGAACCAGGGCUACAGCUACAAAGUGAUUACGCAUCUGGCCGGCAUGGAGAGCGAUCCGGAUUUGUUCUACAAGACGCGCGAGGAGCAGGGCCAGCUGCUGCAGCAGGUUCUGUCGGCGUCCGACAUGGACUGCGAGGACGAGCGCAUUCCGGGCGAGGGGGGAGCGCCGAGGCCGGGCGGGUCGAAGCGAACCGGCGGGCUUAGCUCGAUGUCCGGCGCGGACGACGCGGUGUACAUGGAGUUUAGGAAGAAGAAGGAGCAUCUGCAUCCGCUGUUUAAGAAGUUUAGGGGAUAA
Molecule: messenger RNA, 2559 nt
Organism: Culex quinquefasciatus (southern house mosquito)
Lineage: Eukaryota; Metazoa; Arthropoda; Insecta; Diptera; Culicidae
Gene: hay
Product: general transcription and DNA repair factor IIH helicase subunit XPB
Exons: 2
Coding region: 127-2559 (810 amino acids)
Biological process (GO): transcription initiation at RNA polymerase II promoter; nucleotide-excision repair
Cellular component (GO): transcription preinitiation complex; transcription factor TFIIH holo complex; nucleotide-excision repair factor 3 complex
Molecular function (GO): ATP binding; 3'-5' DNA helicase activity; DNA binding
Source: RefSeq, a predicted model, not a curated record